Humulus lupulus (European hop) is the source of this 922-nucleotide messenger RNA. RefSeq names its product ras-related protein RABD1. Bases 161 to 766 code for a protein of 201 amino acids. Lineage: Eukaryota; Viridiplantae; Streptophyta; Magnoliopsida; Rosales; Cannabaceae. The transcript is spliced from 8 exons. The record is from RefSeq and is a predicted model, not a curated record. Gene Ontology annotation, molecular function: GTP binding; GTPase activity.
GCAGCAUUAGCGGUGCCCAAAGCCAACACUUGUAUUUUUUACUUUCUUUAAAAAUACAAACUUUCAUUUUCCAUACAUAAAAUCCCAAAUCAAAUUCAAACCAAACCAUUUUUCUUCAAUCCCAAAUCCUAAAAUCACCGUCAUCAUCAUCAUCAUCAUCAUGAGCAACGAAUACGAUUAUCUCUUUAAGCUCCUGCUGAUUGGUGACUCCUCCGUCGGAAAAUCAUGCCUCCUCCUCCGAUUCGCUGAUGAUUCCUAUGUCGACAGCUACAUAAGCACCAUUGGAGUUGAUUUUAAAAUCAGAACUGUGGAGCAAGAUGGCAAGACUAUUAAGCUUCAAAUUUGGGAUACUGCUGGACAGGAGCGGUUCAGAACCAUAACAAGCAGUUACUAUCGAGGAGCACAUGGGAUAAUUAUUGUCUAUGAUGUUACUGAGAUGGAAAGCUUCAACAAUGUCAAGCAAUGGUUGAAUGAGAUUGAUAGAUAUGCAAAUGAAAGUGUGUGCAAGCUUCUUGUGGGAAAUAAGUGCGAUUUGGUCGAGAACAAGGUUGUGGACACUCAAACAGCAAAGGCAUUUGCAGAUGAGCUUGGUAUCCCUUUUCUUGAGACAAGUGCAAAAGACUCCAUCAACGUGGAGCAGGCUUUCUUAACCAUGGCUGCUGAGAUUAAGAAAAAAAUGGGUAGUCAACCAAGUGCUGGCAAGUCAACUGGAACUGUAGAAAUGAAGGGGCAGCCUAUUCAGCAGAAUAGCAAUUGUUGUGGUUAGCCAUUCUUAUGUGAAGGCUAUGUUCUUUUAAAAAAAAAAAAAAAAAAAAACAUGUAAAACAGUGAACUACGUGGCCUAAUCUGGACCCUGUUAUGUUAUGGAUCUUUGAAGAAGUGUUAAAUAUUGUCUGCCUAGAUCUUCUCAUCUCUUUAACAA